Molecule: messenger RNA, 6446 nt
Organism: Prosopis cineraria
Lineage: Eukaryota; Viridiplantae; Streptophyta; Magnoliopsida; Fabales; Fabaceae
Product: histone-lysine N-methyltransferase ASHR1
Exons: 13
Coding region: 123-1706 (527 amino acids)
Cellular component (GO): nucleus
Molecular function (GO): protein binding
Source: RefSeq, a predicted model, not a curated record
UCUUUUUUUUCAAGUGAAAAAAAAAAAAUCCCAUUCCUGAUACCGAAGAGAAGUAGCGAUUACAUUCGAUGACUCGGACUCGCCGUUGUCCCAAGGCACCUUCGAGAGCUCAACAAGCCUGAAUGCGGGAGACAGAGACAGCAGCAAUGGAGGAUUUGCGGGGUGCUCUAAAAAAUCGUAAUUUAACGGUCUCCACCGUGGCAGAUAAGGGUCGUUGUCUCUCAGCCAUGAGAGAUUUUUAUCCAGGAGACGUAAUUAUAAGCCAGGAGCCUUAUGUUUGUGUGCCAAAUAAUUCUUCAGCCGAAAGCAGGUGUGAUGGAUGUUUCACGACAAGUAAACUUAAAAAGUGCUCUGGUUGUCAAGCUGUAUGGUAUUGUGGAAGCACUUGCCAGAGGGCAGAGUGGAAGUUGCAUCGUCUUGAAUGUGAAGUCCUCUCAAGGCUGGAAAAGGACAAGAGAAAAUCUGUCACACCAUCUAUUCGUCUGAUGGUAAAACUUUAUCUUCGAAGGAAGUUGCAAAGUGAGAAGGUUAUCCCAAGCACUGCUUCAGACAACUAUAACUUGGUGGAGGCAUUAGUGGCACGUAUCCUUUUGGCAUUUUUUGCCUUUAGAUCUAGUGUACUUAACACGGUUCUUGGUAUAUUUUCUCACAUGUCAAUGAUGAUUGUACUUUUUAACACUAACUUCGACGUAGAUAUGUCUGACAUCAAUGAGGAACGGCUGGUUCUGUACGCACAGAUGGCUAAUCUUGUAAACUUGAUAUUACAGUGGCCUGAAAUCAACAUCAAAGAGAUUGCAGAAAAUUUUUCCAAGUUUGCAUGCAAUGCACAUACCAUUUGUGACAGUGAACUCAGACCCUUGGGGACAGGAUUGUAUCCUGUAAUUUCCAUAGUCAACCACAGUUGCUUGCCCAAUUCUGUGUUGGUUUUUGAGGGAAGGUCAGCUGUAGUACGGGCUGUACAACACAUACCAAAAGAUUCGGAGGUAUUGAUAAGUUAUAUAGAGACUGCUAGAAGCACCAUGACUCGGCAGAAGGUUCUCAAAGAGCAGUACCUAUUCACUUGUACCUGUCCCCGCUGUGUUAGAAUGGGCCAAUUUGAUGAUAUUCGAGAAAGUGCAAUUUUGGAAGGAUACAGAUGCAAGAAUGAAAAAUGCUGUGGUUUCUUGCUUCGUACUAAUGAUGGACAAGGAUUCCAAUGCCAAGAAUGUGGACUAGUCAGGGAUAUGGAAGAGAUCAAGUUGAUUGAAACCAAAGUAAAAUCACUAUCUGAAGACAAAGCUCCUAAACUUCAUACAACUGGCAAUUAUCAGGAAGCUGUUGCUGUAUACAAAAUAAUUGAGAAAUUCCAAUCAGCACUGUGCCAUCCCUUUUCAAUCAGCUUGUUGCAAACUCGAGAAAAGCUUUUGAAGUUAUUGAUGGAGCUGGAACAUUGGAGAGAAGCUCUGCAAUACUGCAAAUUGACCUUACCGGUCUAUCAAAGAGUUUAUCCAGCAGUUCAUCCAUUGCUUGGCUUGCAAUAUUAUACUUGUGGAAAGCUUGAAUGGUAUCUGGGGGACGCGGAUGGUGCUGUUAAAUCGCUGACCAAGGCAGUGGAUGUACUAAGAAUCACUCAUGGGACAAAUGCUCCUUUCAUGAAGGAACUCUUGAUGAAGUUGGAAGAAGCCCGUGCAGAAGCCUCUUACCAACAGUCCUCCAGAUACAAUUAGCAGCAUAUACUUCCCGGAACCGUAUCUUAUGUGCCCAUGGCUAUUUUUUCAUGAUUAUUAUAAUGUUUAAGAAUAAUUACAUAUUAUUAAGUUUUAACUAUUUAAAAUGUUAGUGCAUAAAUUUCAAAAAAAAAAAAAACCACUAUAGUUAUUUUUUGAAAAUUAGGGAUCAAUUUUUUAAAUGGUUAAAAUUAUAAAAAUUCAAGAAUGAAGUUAUAUUUGAUCAAAAUUUUAGGAUUCAGUUAUAAUUUAGCUAAAAUUAUAUGAACUAAAUGGCUAUUUUUUUUAAUAGUUUAAGAGUUAAUGCUAACUUCCUUUUUCCUUUGUUGUAUCAUUUAUUUGUUAAAUUUUUUAUGUUCAUAUAUUCUUAUUUUGAAGUUUGUAUUUAAAUUUUUUUCUCCAUCUAUAUGCAACAUGCAAAUUAAUUUCGCGGAAAGCCCAUCCCCCUUUUUCCAUUUUAUAAUUCCCCUAAUUUGUUACUCAAGGUAGGCCAUAUAAUUUGAGGUUCCCCGCGCACCCUCCCCGCCACCCCCCCCCCCAAAAAAAUAAAAAAAAAACCAAAUAAGCAAUGCUUGUCAAUUGUCAUGUCAUUCAAAAAUUAUUUUUUUAUGUAUUCAGCACAUGACAAUUGAUUAAUCUUCAAUAAAAUGAAACCCUUGAAAAUCGAAGAAAAACUGAAUCAAUUGACAUUGUAUUCAUAAUACCAAUUUCGGGCCUUCUAUUUUUAUUCCAUUUUUGUCAAGUCAAAAGAAGUUGAUUUGAUUGAUUCGAUGUAUUUCUAAACAUGCCUGACCUAAAUUAUUAGUUGCCAAUUUUUUCCUAUGAGGAGAAUUUAGACCCUAAUUCUAUCCACACUGAAUUUUACUUGUUAGAAGUUUAGGCUUCACUAAUUAGAUUUGGGUUGAAGCAAUGGGUUAUGCUGGUGAGAUUUAGGUCCUGUGGGAUAUCCACCAAGUGCAGGUGGAGCGUAUCUUUUCUAAUACCCAAUUCUUCACUGCAAAAGUCAAGGACAUGUUCCCCGCUGAAUAAUUUCUCGUCUCUUUUGUCUAUGGGGAACCUCAUCCAUAUGGGUGUGAAUUAUUCUGGAACUCUCUUCGACUUAUUGCUCAAAAUAUGGGUAACGCUUGGCCUGUGUUGGGGGAUUUUAACGCAUAUCUCUCUUUGGAUAAAUUUGGGGGUGCUGACCCUAAUGUUACUUCUGUGAGAAACUUCUAGGAUUGUAUUGAUGAUAUAGAUAUUAAAGAAUUGACUAUGGUAGGGGAUUGGUAUACUUGGGAAAGGAAUAGAAUUAAGGGACAUCUGGAUUGGGUUUUUUGAAACUCUUUAUAGGAGAACCGUUUUGAGCAUAUGAAGGCGUUCCAUCAUUUGAGGUAUAAAUCUGAUCAGAGAGCGAUUGUCGUUGCCAGUUCUCAUGUCUCCCUUAUCCACAAGAAAGAUCUAGUUUUUAGAUAUAAUGUAGCUUGGUUAGUGGAGGAUGGGUUUGUAGAUAUUGUGGCUGAAGCUUGGGAUGGGAAUUCUUUGUCAGAGGGGAUCAAGAAAUUCUCUAACCUGGCUUCCUCUCAGAAUGUCAUCCAGGUCAAGAGUAUAGUAGGUCAAGAGGGGAUUGAUAGAGCUAGAAGGUCAGAGGAUAAAAUAGGCUUGUGGCGUUUGGAGUGAUCUCUUUGGGACGAUCAUUGGAAACUUUCAGCCUAAGAGGAACUCAUAUGGUACCAAAAAGCUUGGUGUAAAUGGCUUAGUUGGGGGGACACAAAAAUACGAGUUUUUUCCAUGCUAUAGUACAGGCCAAGAAGGCGAGGAAUGCUGUUAAUGCCCUCCAUAAUGGAGAUGGAGAUUGGAUAUUUGACCAAGUUGAGUUCAAGGAGCUGGCUUAUAAGUUUUUUGAGAACCUCUACUCUAGUGAAAGACCACCUUUCUCUAUACAUUUUCUCACAGCGCUUUUCCAUCCCCUAGUGGCGAGAUCCUUAAUUAUAUCCAGCGUGAGGUUUCGAAUAUUGAGACCAAGAACACUGUCUCUUCAAUGGGUGGUUUUAAGGUGCCAAGUUUGGAUGGUCUUUAGGCACAUUUCUUCCAUACUCGAUGGGAGUUGGUAUGAAACAAACUUUGUCAUUUUGUCAAGGAGGUUUUUCAAAAUCCUGGCCUUAUUUAAGAUCAAAACCAAACAAAUAUAGUCCUAGUCCCAAAGGUGGAGCAUCCCGAUUCUGUCAAGGAUUUUUGUCUAAUCUCCCUUUGCAAUGUCUCUUUUAAAACAGCGACUGAGAUUUUGGCGAAUAGGCUUAGGGGCUUUCUAGAUCAUCUUAUAAAGCUUACCCAGUGUAAUUUUAUUGCAAGAAGGCAAGGGUGUGAUAAUAUUAUUACCACAGGAGGCCAUUUACAUUAUGAUAACUAAGAAGAGAAGAAAAGGCUUCUUUGUCAUUAAGGUGGACAUGGAGAAAGUGUAUGACAUAUUAGAAUGGGAUUUUAUUGAGGAUACCCUAUCUUCAAUUGGCUUAGGUAAUUCAUUCUCUGCUAUCAUUAUGGCUUGCAUGUGCUUUAUGGACGGAUUAUUGAACUCCUCGUUGCUCGAAAAUGCUGGAAACCCUUCAUGCUUGUGAAGAAUGGUCCUCCUCUUUUGCAUUUAUUCUUUGAUAAUGAUUUGAUACUUUUUGGCGAGGCAUCAAUGGAGCAAGUGCUGUUAGUUAAGGAAAUGAUGGAUUUCUUCUGCAAGGCAUUGGGACAUAGAAUUAAUGUAGCCAAGACCAAGCUUUUUGUGUCCUUUAAUAUUAACUUUAAUAGGGCUAUGGAGCUCAAUCAGGUGUCAGGAGUUUCUCUAAUGGGCGAUCUUGGGAAGUGCUUGAGAGUCCCCCUGUUCCACAAAUGUGUGUGUAAAGCCACUUUCCAUCUCCUAAUUCAUUCUGUUUAGAAGUGGCUGGCUAGCUGGAAAUAGCUACUGAAGUAUGGCAAGCAGAACCAUCCUCAUUAAAUCUAUCAUCUUGGCUAUCCAUAGCUAUACCAUGCAAUCAACAAUGCUUCAUUUGGGAGUUUGUGAAGAGAUUGAAAAAUGCAGUAGAGGUUUCUUUUGGAAUGGGAACUCUGACUCAAGAAGAUGCAUCUAAUAUCAUGGAAUCAAAUACAGCAAGAGAAGGAGCAAGGGGGCUUGGGGAUUAAAGAUCUAAAGGUGCAAAAUAAGGCUUUCUUCCUUAAAAUCUAUUGGGGGUCUUAAUUAUGCAACUUGAGGCAUUAUGGGUCGAUGUCUCAAGGCAAAAUAUGGCUGUGGAGAAGGUGUAUUGCCAUCAGUGGAGAAGAGAAAUGCCUCUCAUAUAUGGUCUAAUAUUGUGAAAAUAUGGGACGUCUUCCUUAUAGGCGUCCGAAGGAAGGUUAGUAAUGGUGCCUUGACUUAUUCCUGGUGGGAUAGAUGGUCUGGUCUGGAGGAACCUCUCAUUUCAUAUGUUGAUAGGAAUGAACUUCUUGUUAAUCCUCAAGCUUUGGUCAAAGAUUUCAUAACGGAGUUUGGUGAUUGGGAUUUCCGUGCUUGGGAACAUUUUAUUCCUUUAUGGAUUAUUCAGAAGCUUCGCCUUAAUUCGCUCCCUAGUAGUCCAAAUAAUGAUGUGUUUAGCUGGAGAAAUAGUAGGGUUGGGAAUUUUUCAGUCAAAGCUGCCUACAGAUUUCUGAAGAACCUGGCUAGAGAUGAUCUUACUCCUUCUUGGAAGAGAAUAUGGAAAUGGCCGGUGUCGGAAAAGAUCAAGUAUUUUCUAUGGCUGGUUCUCCUUAAUAGUUUGCCUAUUAAUUAGGGUUGAGUGAGAGUCCUUUAUGUCGUCUUGUGCGUGAGAGUGAGGAAUCCUUCACACACAUUCUGAGAGAUUGCAAAAUUACUAGAGACACAUGGGCUUUAUUUAUUAAUACUAACCUUCUUCAUAUUUUCAUGAGUUUACCCUUGCAGGUGUGGCUGGAAUGGAAUUAUAAACACAAUGCAGGAGGUGAGAGGGUUCAAAAUUGUUGUUAGAAAAAACUUUUGGUGUGAUCUGCUGGGCCCUAAGGAAAGAACGGUGCAGAGGUGCCUUGGAGGGUGUUCGUGCGUCGACCAACUGUAUCUUCCAAGCUUGCAUUCAUCAGCUCAUGGAAGAUGCAGCAUAUAAAGAAUCGAAGCGAAUAGUUGCUACAAACUCGUUUUCGGGAAGAUUGUGUCCAUUAUCCACCUCGGAAUUGCUGGGUACGAGUGGACGUGGAUGGUUCAGUAGAUGAAAACAACAACGCUGCCGGUGGCGGAGUUGUUCGUGACUCAAAUAGUAAUUGGAUUUUUGGGUUUAAAAAAUGUUUUGGACUUUCAAAACUCUACUGCUGUAGAACAACUUAGUAUCCGAACAGCACUCCAAAUCUGUUUGGAUCAGAGGAUGAACAGAAUGGAAGUGCAUUCAGACUCAAUUGAGGCGAUCAGCUUGAAUAUGAGAGAGAAUGGCAGGUUACAUCCCCUGUGGAAAGCGAUUUCUCAGAUUCAGAAGUUGAUGUCCUUGUCUUGGGAAGUUGUCUUUCACCAUUCUUACAGAGAAGACAUGAAGUGAGCAAAUCAUCUAGCAAAGAGUGCCCAUCAUUGCGGAACGCGCUUGGUAUUAUUGUCUCAAACCCCUUCGGAUUGUUUUAAUUUUCUUGAUGAGGAUAACAUGCGUUGUAAUCCUUUUAGCGUAGGCAUUUCCUAGUGUUUGCUGUAUAUUGCUUUAUUGCUGAACUUCUUCAAGUUUGUACUCGCCCUUUUAAUCAAAAAAAGAA